GGCAUGAAAUUACAGAUCGAAAAUUUGGAUUGACCUAAUCAUUCGACCAACAGCUUAAGUCUGAACAUCCUCCACAGACCACUUGCCAGAGCAACCUCGCGCCCAUCAGUACAUAGCAAACACCAUCGAUCAGCGGAACGCCAUUGCUUUGCUUCCACACUACUCGCAACCAUCACUGAGAGUUCGAGUAUACUAGCAAAAAAGAUUGAGAAAGUUUUUCCAAUUUCCCAAAACAUGAACAAAGUUGUCAGUUAAUUACGUGAAUCAGGCAUUGCACAAAUUUGACUAUUUGAGUGAUAAUUCUGGCGAUAUUUCCCUGAUUUAAUUCAAUUUCUAGGGUUUUUGCGUAUAAUUUAAUCGAAGAGAAUGUACGGUGGUUCAAGCGAUGGCGAAGGGAAUGAAGGGUCAGUGCAGAAGAAGAUCCCACCAGCUUCGUCCAUGUUGUGGGUCAGAAAUCUUCGUCGGUUUAUUGGAUCUGGCGCGGGUCUUGGGUCCGAAGCUUUGAUGGAGCUUGAAACAAAGAGAAUCUUGCUUGAUAUUUUUAAAGAGAAGCAACAGAGGAAUUCUGAAGCUGGUGCAAUUCCUAGCUUCUACAAGAAGAAACCAGAAGAAGGAUCUAUCAGCUAUAGAGUGCAGAGGCUGGCUAAGUAUCGGUUUCUAAAGAAACAAUCAGACUUAUUGCUGAACGCUGAUGAUUUGGAUGCUAUGUGGGUUUGCUUAAGAGAGAACUGUGUGAUUGAUGAUACCACUGGUGCUGAAAAGAUGAAUUACGAAGAUUUUUGUCAUAUUGCCUCAGUAUGUACAGAGCAAAUUGGCCCUAAAUGCAGGCGCUUCUUUAGUCCUUCAAAUUUCAUGAAGUUUGAGAAAGAUGAACAAGGGCGAAUAGCAAUCCUACCAUUCUAUCUUUAUGUGAUGCGAACGGUUUCACUAACUCAAGCAAGAAUAGAUAUGAGCGAGCUGGACGAGGAUUCUGAUGGCUAUCUUCAACCUCGUGAAAUGGAGGCUUACAUUAGAGGUCUCAUACCUAACCUGGCACAACUGCGUGAUAUGCCUACUGCCUUCAUGCAAACAUAUUGUAGAAUAGCUGCUCAUAAAUUCUUUUUCUUCUGCGAUCCACACAGACGAGGGAAGGCUUGCAUAAAGAAAGUUCUUCUUAGCAACUGUUUGCAGGAACUAAUGGAACUACAUCAGGAAAGUGAGGAAGAAGUCACUGACACUGAACAAGCUGAGAAUUGGUUCUCUUUGACUUCUGCGCAGCGCAUAUGUGACAUGUUUCUAGCUCUUGACAAAGAUAUGAAUGGAACCUUGAGCAAGCAAGAACUCCGAGAAUAUGCAGAUGGUACUCUGACGGAUAUAUUUAUUGAAAGGGUUUUUGAUGAGCAUGUACGCCGUGGGAAAAGUGGUGUAGGCAAUAAUCGGGAGAUGGAUUUUGAGAGCUUCUUGGACUUUGUUCUUGCCCUCGAGAAUAAAGACACUCCUGAAGGUUUGACUUACUUGUUCAGGUGUCUCGAUCUUCAAGGAAGGGGUCAUCUAACAACGGCUGAUGUCCACACUCUUUUUAGAGAUGUACAUCAGAAAUGGAUUGAGGGAGGAAAUUACGAAUUAUGUAUUGAAGACGUAAGGGAUGAGAUUUGGGAUAUGGUGAAGCCUACGGAUCCCUUGAAGAUCACAUUGCAGGAUUUACUGGUAUGCAAGCAAGGUGGCACAGUUGCGAGCAUGCUAAUAGAUGUCCGCGGUUUCUGGGCUCAUGACAAUAGAGAAAAUCUGCUUCAAGAGGAAGAGGAACCUGAGGAAGAGUGUUAAAGUUUCGAGGGCGAGGAACUGGAGGCAGGUGGGUUAAGCUGCUGUAUGUAUUGUUAAGAACGGAAUGUUGUGGUUGUUCUGUUAAAUGAAAGAAAUGGGCGUUAGCUUAUAUGUAAUUCUGAUUUAAGUGUGUAUUUUAUGAUGAUUGAAGCCAACAUUUUACGUAAUCACAUUACUGUAAUAAUGAUACGAUUUGCAAAUUUAUUGAUACUAAGCAAGCAUUGUACAUUCUGUCA
Messenger RNA from Amaranthus tricolor (Joseph's coat), 2039 nucleotides. Its product is annotated as probable serine/threonine-protein phosphatase 2A regulatory subunit B'' subunit TON2. Gene Ontology annotation, molecular function: calcium ion binding. NCBI's taxonomy places the organism in Eukaryota, Viridiplantae, Streptophyta, Magnoliopsida, Caryophyllales, Amaranthaceae. The record is from RefSeq and is a predicted model, not a curated record. Gene Ontology annotation, cellular component: spindle; centrosome. Gene Ontology annotation, biological process: regulation of dephosphorylation; cortical cytoskeleton organization; microtubule cytoskeleton organization. The coding region runs from base 367 to 1803 and encodes 478 amino acids. The transcript is spliced from 12 exons.